AUGCCUCUCAGAGCGAAGCUGCUGCCGCAGUCACAACGACUGAUGUCCACACAAGAAGCCUACAACCUCUUCGAACCACAAGACGGCGACGAGCCCGAAGAUGUCCUCUUCAACAGUCUCUACGGCCUCCGGUCCAUCGAGCUCAACCGCCCAAAGAAGCUCAACGCCCUCAAUGGCUCCAUGAUCCGCAAGAUCGCCCCGCGCAUGCUCGAGUGGUCCAAGUCGGACAUGGCCAACGUCAUCGUCAUGAAGGGCGCGGGGGACAAGGCUUUCUGUGCUGGCGGCGAUGUCGCCCAGCUGGCAAAAUGGAACAAGCUUGGCCCUGAGGGCCAGAAGAAGUCAGCCGAGUACUUUGCGCAGGAAUACCAACUGGACCACCUGGUUGCGACCUUCAACAAGCCCUACAUCGCCUUCAUGGACGGCAUCACCAUGGGUGGCGGUGUCGGGCUCAGUAUCCACGCCCCAUUCCGGAUUGCGACCGAGCGCACGGUCUUCGCCAUGCCCGAGACAACAAUUGGCUUCUUCCCCGACGUCGGCGCCUCCUUCUUCCUCCCCAGGAUGCCGGGCUCCGUCGGCACCUACCUCGCCCUGACUAGCUCCCGCCUGACGGGCGCCAACGUUUUCUACGCCGGCAUCGCCACCCACUACUUGCACUCAACGUCGCUCCCCACGCUUGAGUCACGCCUCGCCGAGCUGCGCUUCCGGGACUACGACGACAUGGAGACCCGCCUCAAAGCCAUCGACGCCACCAUCGAGGAGUUCGUGACGGGCCUCCCGCACGACGAGCCCAUCUUCAUCAGCGGCAAGGUCCGCAAGGCCAUUGACCGGUGCUUCAGCCACGACACGGUUGACGAGAUCCUGCGGGCGCUCGAGAACGAAAAGGGCGCCACGCACGCCUGGGCCCAGGAGACGCUCGCCACGCUGCACAAGCGGUCGCCGACCGCCGUGCACGUCGCGCUGCGCCAGAUGCGCAUUGGCCACAAGUGGAACAUCCGCGACGCCUUCAUCCGCGAGCACGCCAUGGCCACCAAGUUCAUGGCCUCGCACGACUUCACCGAGGGCGUCACGGCCCUGCUGAUCGAGAAGCGGCCCGCGAGCUGGCAGCCCCCAUCCCUCGAGGCCGUCUCUCCGGAGGACAGCCCCAAGCUGACCGAGGACUUUUUUCUCGUGCCGCGCAACCGGCCCAAGCUGAGCCUGCUGACCGACGCAAAUUACGACGAGUACCCCUACGCGCAGUUUGGCAUCCCCACCGAGGAGCAGGUCGAGAAGAAGGUUAUGCUGGGCACCAUGACACGCGACCAGGUCGUCGACGCGUUCGUCAGGGAGCGAAAUCAGAAGCAGGGCGUCAAAGAGGUGGUCGAGGAGAUUCUUGACCGCAAGACGACUGGCGGGGCGAAGAGUGUGGUGAAGUGGGUGUACGAGUGA
Molecule: messenger RNA, 1425 nt
Organism: Parathielavia appendiculata
Lineage: Eukaryota; Fungi; Ascomycota; Sordariomycetes; Sordariales; Chaetomiaceae
Product: ClpP/crotonase
Exons: 2
Coding region: 1-1425 (474 amino acids)
Biological process (GO): L-valine catabolic process
Cellular component (GO): mitochondrion
Molecular function (GO): 3-hydroxyisobutyryl-CoA hydrolase activity
Source: RefSeq, a predicted model, not a curated record